GUGUAGUGCAGUGCGGUGCAGUGACGGGGGCUGCCGGAGCCGCGGAGGGGGCCGGGACGGGGGACUUCUGAGGGGGCGGCGGCGGCUCGAGGCGGAGGGAGACAGAGACGGUUACCGAAGAGAGACCCGUACGGAUUGGGUAGAGGCGCAGCGGAUCCCGGGAGAAGGAAAGGGCAGGGAGGGGCAGCAGGUACUCUCUGUAACAGCAGCCUUAAAUAUUAAAUUGGCUCCCUUCGUCAGCAGCGUUACCACUUACUAUCUUCAGCACAUUUGCAGCAUGAGUAAUACUAAAUUGAUUCCAAGACUCCCCAAUCGACCCCCUGUCCACCACAGCAAUUUAAAAACUCCACCGGAAAGCCCAUCUUUCAAAAUGGGAGACUUUCACCAAAAUCUGCAAGGCUUUGUAGAAUCUGAUUCAGAAAGCCUUAAACAAGGAAGAAGACACCAGAUAGACUUCCAGAAAAGGAACUUGGAUGAUGAAGACCUGCUGAGGGAAACUUUUGAGGAGCUAGACCGGGACAGCUUAGAGAAAAGCAGUCCAGAAGGAAAAAGUUGGAGUGAUUCAGAAGAGUCAGAAACAGAAAGUUUCAAACCUCAUGAGUUGUCCAGCAGAAGAGAUCUCAGUCCCGAAGGCAGUGAUGAAAAGGGAAGCCACCAGCUACCCGUGGACAAGUAUUCAGAUCUCCGGUACAAUCCAAACUGGAAAAACAAUCAAGAGGACCAGAAAUCUUCAGCGACGAAAAAAUUACAUCAGGCUGUUGAAAUCGUCCCCCAGAACAUCUCUGAGGAUUCCCUGCAGUCUUCUUCGGAGGCUUCCUUUGAACAAUUGAAGGAAAAAGGCAAAGAGGGACAAAGCCCCCGGAGUUCCAUAACACUGCUUGGCAGUGAGUUUUUGAGCCCCGGCUAUGAGCACAAUGGGGUGACCAGUGAGGCCUUUUCAAUGCAGAGCAGUAGUGAUAGAGAAGAAAAGAUGGAUCAGGUGGCCCAGUAUCUCAAGAGUUCAGGUGUGGAAGUUGGUGGUUUUCAGCCCAAAUCUUGGGCCCCACAGAAGUGGAGAUCCAAACAAGAUUUUGUGGAAAAAAACAAACUGACUUUAGGAUUAUCUACACAGAAGUCAGAUUCUUAUCUUAAACUACACAAUAGGAAACUGAGAGAAGUUCAUCAGGAGCAGAUCUGUGACACUGUAAAAGUUGCUGACAAGAGGCUCAUUCAGAGGGCCAGAGAGAUUCAGAAUGCUGACAUGGAUCCUGAAGACAAGUGGCAUCAGAGAGCCCAACUGCUAAAGGAAUACAGGGAUCAGUUGUCCCAAUCGGAGAGAAUAAAAUCAAGCCAGAUGCCCAACGAUCUACUUCUUCAGGCCACAGAUGGCCAGAUUGUCACACGCAAAUUUCACAAGCACAAAUGUCUCAGUGGGCCAAAAUCUCAGAAAACUCCUAAAAAACCCAGCUCAUCUGGGAACUUCAGUCUUGAUCAAGUUGACCAGAGUUCCGUAUUGGGAUGGCCACAGAGCUACCCACUAGUCAAACCAGAUGAUCCUUCCAUAAAGCUUGGGUCGGGGGUGAGUCAGAAUAUGCCUGUUGGUGAUUUAGCAUCCUCAAAUCCAGAUGUUAGCCAGAAUCACUGGGGAAUCUCCAAUGACUUUGCUUUGCCAAAGCAACCUCUGAUCUCGUAUAGAAACUCUCCUGGAUUUAGCUUAUCACCAUUUCAUGGUAAUGAUGAGAGAGAAGGAUAUUCUCAUUUUCAAAAACUCCGUUCCAGGCAUCAGCAGCCCCAUUUCACCCCUCCCCCAGAGUUGGGCUCUCCCUCUGUUAGUGGAUCCAACAGGGAGCAGUGGGCGCCAAGCCAGAAAAUGUCUUUGCCUGCUUCUAAUGCAAAUGCUCAAGGACCUUUUGAGAAGAAACCUUCACCUCAAGGACUCCUGAAACAGACCUAUUCAGAAGCAACCUAUCAAGACCCACCUAUCUCAAGGCUCCCUGAGUCUUCAUCCCACAGUCAGCUUGGAAGGGCUUCUCCAGAAACCCGGCUAAACCACCUGAUGGAACAGCAUCAACACGCCUUAACACAACUGACGGACCUUCAGCCCCAGGAAAGUUCCAGCAUCAUGUUUCCUCCUGUCCUCUCGAAGGCAGAAAGUGAAUCCCACCUCAGUUCGGGGAGGAGUGAAAGAAGCCAGGCAACCAUUAGCCAUAGCAAUUCCAAGAGUUACCUGUUCAACCUGAAGAGGCAUAAGAAGCUCCAAGUCAGAGGUAGCAAGAAGCUCUCCAAACUAAAAGGCUAUCAGAAAAAAGAUGUGAUGCUUGGAGGCCUUGGACCUGACUUUGAAUCCAUCAAAGACAAAACUGAAAAGUUAAAACAACAAAAAGAAUACGCAAAACAAGUUAAGGAACACAACAUGAGGAUUCUGUCCACUAUGUCAAAACCACAAAAUGCCAAACAAGAGAGCAAAUCUGCAGUCUCCCGCCAGAAGGCUUUGGAAUAUGCUAAGAAUAUUCCGAAACCCAAACCAGUUUUACCAUCAAAUCUGACUGAUCCAGAAUCAAAGGAGGGACAGAUUUUGACCUAUGCUGGAAAAGAAGAAAGUUUACCUGAAAUCACAUUGCUAGAAGUGCUGCAGAGCAGACAUGAAAGAGAAAAACAGGCUGUAGCAGCUUUUAAAGUCCUUCACAUUGUGUAGAAAAUAUGAAAUGCCUAGAAGAACCUGUUUAAGAAAGAAGAUAUAGGAACAAAAGAAACUCUGGCACAGCCUUAGCAUUCUAAAAUGAUUGCUUUUAGUUGUAAUCAGACUGCUGCUGUUCUGUUUGUGUUUUUGUAGAAUGUGUUAUUUGGGAUCAUAUCAUAUCUUUCUUCAUUGAGAAACUCCUAUGGAAAUGAAUAAUAUUUUAAGUUGGCAAGAGUUUCAUCUGAGUUAGAAACCAUAGAAUAAAGUCCUUUGUGUUUAUGUGAA
Messenger RNA from Tachyglossus aculeatus (Australian echidna), 2944 nucleotides. It is a transcript of the gene JHY, whose product is annotated as junctional cadherin complex regulator. The transcript has 9 exons. The record is from RefSeq and is a predicted model, not a curated record. The coding region runs from base 278 to 2674 and encodes 798 amino acids. NCBI's taxonomy places the organism in Eukaryota, Metazoa, Chordata, Mammalia, Monotremata, Tachyglossidae. Gene Ontology annotation, biological process: axoneme assembly.